This is a messenger RNA of Trichoderma virens Gv29-8, 609 nucleotides long. RefSeq lists its product as uncharacterized. NCBI's taxonomy places the organism in Eukaryota, Fungi, Ascomycota, Sordariomycetes, Hypocreales, Hypocreaceae. The coding region runs from base 1 to 609 and encodes 202 amino acids. The transcript has 2 exons. The record is from RefSeq and is a predicted model, not a curated record.
AUGGCUGCAGUUGAUCCAGAAUCGCACAUCAAGUCGCUCCUUGUGCGCGAGCGCUAUUAUCGAGACUCCUGCCAAUGGGAAAAGCUCCGAGCGGCGUACCACCCUGAUGCUAGUCGAACUCGCAUUGACAUUAGCUGGUUUCAAGGUGACAUUGAUGGCUUUGUCAAUGGCUCCAAACAGAUGUCGAAGGGUGGAACUAACGCGAUACACACCAUUUGCCCUAUUGAGGUUCAUCUGAACGGCAACAAGGCCCUGUCUGAAUCGACAGGGUCUAUCUCCAUACGCUUCAAUCAUGACGGACAUCAGUAUGACUGUGUCUCCCAUACUCGCUUCGUUUCCCGCCUAGAAAAGAUUGGCUCCGAAUGGAAGCUACUGACGCUCGAAGCGAUCUACGACCGCGAUUAUAUCAGGCCUGUGCUACCAAUGCUGGCCACGACGCUGCCUCUCUCUUUGCCCACUUGGGGGAGGGAGAGCUACAAGUGCAUUGCCUGGGUCCUGUCCCAGAAAGGCUUCACCAUUCAGCAGAAUCUUCCUGGGUUGGACCAACCCUCGAGUUGUGAGGAGUUCAUGAAUAAGUCCUUCGCAUGGCUUGGCGAGGUUGCUCAAUAG